Psylliodes chrysocephalus is the source of this 6256-nucleotide messenger RNA. Lineage: Eukaryota; Metazoa; Arthropoda; Insecta; Coleoptera; Chrysomelidae. The record is from the annotation of a GenBank genome assembly.
CUAGUGACAGCAGACAGAACAACAGUUGAGUUAACAAUUUCCGAUCUUUUGUUUUUUAGUAAACUCGGCCGAAUAGAAUUUAAAACAGUUUUUUAGUGUAUUUAAAAUGGAAAACCCUGAAGAAAUAUUACACAGUCUAGAAGAAUUUUCAAAAAUGAAACCGAAAGACAUUCCACGUGAGUUAGAAGAGUAUCUUUGUUUUGUUGCCAAAACAGGCAACCCCAUUUACCAAUGGUCAAUAAUAAAGAGCCUUUUUCGGGAAAAGCUCAUCAAUGUGAUUACUGAGUUCUACGAAUCCUGCCCUUCUAUGGACAUACCACCUUGUCCUAACGUAGAAAUGUUUAAUUAUGAUAUGAUGAAAAAUUUUAUAUUAGAGAAGCUUGAUACAUUCGCUGCUGCCCCUUUUACAGUGCAGAGAAUCUGUGAGUUGUUAACAACCCCCCGAAAGGAAUAUAAUCGAAUAGACAAGUAUAUGAGAGCAUUGGAAAAGAAUAUUUUAGUUGUAAGUACAACAGAGCCAGGCCGAAGGUCAACCGAAAAUGGGGAAGGAAUUAUGAAUGGUAUAGAGUCUGAACAUCUGCCUGAAAGUAGCAAUUCUAGUCAUGAUAUAAAUAUAGAAGAUAUGGACGAAAGUCCUUCAAAUUGGUCUAGACAUGAACAAGCUACCCCAGUUUUGUAUAAGAAUGUUGAAAAUGAAGAUUUGUCGAAAAAUGAAGUAGAGCCAACCACAGAGACAAGUUCAACACCUUUUGUAAAUGAUCAGGAAACAAAACCUGAAAUAACAUCCAGUAGUGACAAUGAAGAACCAAAACCACAACCUCAAGAGACUGUUAUAACAUGUACAAGUACUGAAGAGACAAUAGAAACUUAUGUUUCAGUUGACUCACAAGAAACUACCUAUCAAAACUUAUCUGAAGAAAGCAGUAGCAAUAGUAGUGAUUCUUCAGCAUCUGCAUCUGAAUCAAAAGAAGCCAUCCCAGAAGAAAAGGAGCCAACUGAGCAGGUUCCCAAGGUUGAAGAUACCAUUGUGCCUAAAGAAGACCAACAUGACAUCAUUAAAGAAGAAACAGUAGUAUCAGAAAACAAACCAGAUCCACUAAUACCUCCAUCUGAAGAAACUACUUUUGAAUCAACAUCUCCAGAAAGUAAACAAGAUACACCAGAAAUACCCAUUGAAGAAAUAUCAUCGGAAAAUUCUUCAGAGAGUCUCAAUUCUACAGAAAUCACAUCAAUAUCUGAAACUAGUUCAGAAGCAGAAGAAAAAUCAGAAGAAAAGGAAGCCGAACAUAAAGAAGCAGUACAAGAAAAAGAGACAAUAGAUGAAAUAAAAUCUGCAUCAGAAGAUAGGGAAUCUGAGAAUGUAGUUGACAGUUCGACAGACAUUCUAAAAGAAGUAGAUGGAGUAGACCUGAUAGAAGAAAAGUCAGAAGUGCUAGAAAAUCAAUCUGAUGAAGCAGAAGUUAAAGACAUUGUUACCAGUGAUACAGUUGAUGUAAAAGAUAAAGAGGAUGAAACACCUACCCCUAUGGAUAUAGAUGUGAAAGAAAACAAUCCAGAAAAAAAAGUUGAAACCGAAGAGCCAAGUUCGUCUGUGGAAACUUUUGUGAAACUUAUGUCGGAAUACUACCCAAGAGAUUAGAAUAGACUUAUUUAGAUUUUCUAGUGACUCAGGUCGCCUACAAUAGGUUGGUUUUAAGUAAUAGAUUGUUGCGUUUUGUAUAUUGAUUUUUUUAGUACUCUUAAAUCAUUCUCUUUAAAAAACAAACAAAAAUAUCUUUAAUCGCUUUUUUAUAUAAAAUAAAUAGGAUUUUCAAUAUUCGAAAAUUGAAUUUUUCUUAGUUACUGUGACAAGAAUUAUGGAGAGUUUUGAAAAUUGCUUCAAAAUUUGUAAGUAACUCUAAUCUAAUAAUAAAGUUCUCUCGUCUAUUAUUGUCUGUAAUAGUACAAAAAGGUGCUCUAUUAGUUUUUAAUAGAAAAUAUGCAGUAAAACAAGUCAAAAUAGCACAGAGAACUUAUAUUGUUCUAAAUCUCGGAGUAGAGUAACUGGGUUUUGUGAGGGUUUUAAAAUCUUGCGCCAUAAUAUAGGCAAGCAAUUUACCUUUCUUUUUUUAAGUGCUAAAAAUAUUUUUUUAUCUUGGCAGCUUUUAUUUUAAGAAAAAGUUUCUAUUGUAUUCAUUUAGUUUUUAAUUUUUCUCUGAAUCUAUUUUAUCUUAAUUUAUUCUCUUUUUCUCAGAGGGAACACAUUUUGAUACUUUGUUUUUGUGUUGUCCAUACUUCCCUCCCAAACAUCAGAUAUGGCAUAGUGAAGGCAAAUUUCAUAUCUGCUUUUUGUUUAAGAAAGAACAUAUUCUUAAUACCAAUGAAAACUGCUUUUGCUCCUCUAACAAAGUGUUUCUACUUUCUGUAAAAUCAGCGAACAUUUGAUUUAUGUUCUAAUCCUAAUGUUUAUGUCAGAAAUGUGAAAAUAUUAAAAUCUGUUUCAUGUAAAAUUUAAUUUUUGAGACGAUUUACAAGCAACAGAAAGUCAGAAAUUUGAUGGCCAUUCAGAAAAUUUAUGGACUCAUCUUCUCUAAUACAUAUAUCAGCUCUUUUAACUUUGUCAAAAGACUUCUCCAAGUCAAUUAAACACCUGUUCUCUUAUUAGAAUAAUAUACACAGAAUCAAAAUCAUUUCGGUCCCUUUAUUGAUCGAUUGAUGUAUUUUUUUAGUUAGGCCUGGCUGGAAUGAGGUUUCUAACAUGCGGGAGCCACUGUCAAAGCUACUAAGUCUAAUAAAAAAGACCAGGCUAGACGACAUAUUCUAAAACAAACGGAGUCCCACAAUAGAUCUGAAUAGGUCGCGGUGGACAAGGACAAAUAAUGUCCAACUCCUAAUCUAAUCUAGUUAAUUUGAAGGGGUAAAUUGCUUGCCUGUAUCAUUUUUUUUACAGCAAAAGAAUAGCCUGUAUCAGUUCUAUAUUAUUUCCAUGCACUAAGACUGUUUUUUUUUUAAUUAAAGUGAAUAAGCAAGGUUAAAAUUUUGUAUUAAAAUUUUAAUAGUAACUCAAAGUUGUAUUUGUUCUACAUUUAAAUUUUUUUCUAUUUUAUUGGAAAAUAUUAACGUAUAAGUAGUGUAAAAAAUUUGUUUGGACAGACGGUAGAAUAAUCUCGUCACUGAAACAGUAACCCAUUUAUUUGGCACUUAAAACUAAUAGGCCUUUUUAUAAAUUUCUUCAUAAAAAAUCAAUGUAUAUCCAAAAAUGCAACAUAAACUGUAUUAUUUCUUAGCUAAUGUUGAAUUCUCUGGAUUAUGAUGAUAUCCCGAGAAUUUAUUGUGUUUAUGUUUAUAGUAGGAAUAAACGAGGUUAAGACUCUGGUGAUCUCUAAUUAUUUUUGUAACAAUUUAAUAGUGUUUCUUUAUUUGUCAAAUACUAGACUAAAAUUUGCAUUUUUAUGCAGGUUUGUGACCUAAAAAACCAGUAUAAACGAUUAUUUUAAUUACAAUUUUUAAAAAUUUCAUAAAGUACAUUUAAGUUCAUUACAAAUUAUAAUGUAGGUUCUUUAAAAUGGUAAAUUGUCUUUACUUUUUAGCCAUUUUCGAAAUAUGUUUUAUUUAUUUGUAGCAGAAAAACCUUUUUCGUAAGGCCAAAUUUUAUUUCAGAUUUUUCUAAUAUCUAAGAAUUGUAAAUGAGAAUAAAGUAUUUGUUUAAUACAUUUAAUUAUAUUUGUAUACAGGUGCACUUCUAGAAAUAUAAGAUUUUAUUAAUAAUAAAAUGUUUUUGAUUAUUAUUCCCUAUUUCAACAUACAUUUUUAUUUGUGGUACACUUUCUGGAAGAUUAGGGCACGUUAAUAACAUUAAUCAAAGGUAUAGAAAAUUUGUUAAUGUGCACACAUUCAUCCAACUUUUUCAUGAACAUAUUUUUCCAAAUAAUUACAUAUUUAUAUAUUAUCCAAAUAUGCUUAUUAAAAUAUUCUUGGACUUGUCCAAAGCCUACGAUUGUCUAGACCAUGGGAUAGUGCUGGAGAAAUAUGGAAUUAGGAGGCCUGCAUUAGGGUGAUUCAAAUCAUAUCUUAAGGAUAGGAAACAGGUUGUCAAAAUAUAUAAAAAUAAUGAGGAAGGUAGAUCUGUAGAAAUAACAUCUAAUAUAGAAAUAGCUCGGGAAAGUAUAGUAGGUCCAUUGAUUUUUAUUUAUGUGAAUGAACUAAACAGCGUUAUGAUGGCUAAUGAGAACUGUGUGCUAACCAAUUAUGCAGAUAACACAAAUAUCUUAAUAAAUGCAUCUAAUAUGAUGGAAUUAACCCUAAAUGCAGAGAGAGAGAGAGAUAACUAAAGCUAAAAAAUGGUUUGAAAUAAAUUAAUACUUUUUAAAACCAAUUACAACAGAGAUGAAAUGCCAAUAAAUAUUUAACUAAACUGUAUAUUUAAGGUCUCAACUAGUACCAAGUUUCUGGGGCUAUAUAUUGAUAGUUUUCAGUGCUGGGAAAGCCAUGUUGAGUUUGUAUGUACAAAACUGAGCCAGAUCUGUUGCAACAUCAGAGUUGUGAAAAAAUAUUUGGAAUGGGGUAGUUUAAAAAUGGUAUACUUUGCAAAUUUUUAAUCCAGAAUUAGAUAUGGGAUAAUAUUCUAUGGUGGGAGCAAUUCAAUUGAAAGGGUUUUUUAGUGCAAGAAAGAAUAAUGCGGAUUAUGCUCAGUUUGAAUAUGAGAGAGUCGUGUAGAGGUAAAUUUAGAGAAAAUAAAAUCUUAACUGUGAUAGGCAUAUACAUCCAGGAAUGCUUAACUUUUUUAUUUAAAAAUAGGUUUAUUUUCAAAUUUUGAACCAACAAAUGCUUAUAUAUUGAGAAAUAUAAACCUAGUAUAUCCAAUACAUAGGCUGACAGCUAUACAGAACAUGGAGCAGGGUACAGCUGUGUAAAGUUGUACAAUAAACUGCCUGAUGCAAUAAAAAGAUUAGUUAAUGUUAAAGUAUUUAAAAGGGAAGUACCACAUACAAUUAAUGAAUAUUACUCUAUGUGAUCAUUAAUAUAUUUUCCUUGACACUGUUUUGUUUAAGAAUUGUCGUACUUAUAUGUAUUAUGAUUGUUCCUCAAAAUAAAGAUUAUUAUUAUUAUUAAAAGACAUUAAUAGAUGCCAUUAUAAACAUCAACGCACGACACAUAAGUUUAAAUAGCCAAAUUGCAAAUAUGGGCAACAAUUUGUUUCCAGAAUUUACCAUAUUUUAUGUACCAAUUUACAUUUAACAGUAUAUUGACAUAGUAUGCUCAACAAAGCAUCAUUAUAGUCUUAAGAGCUAGAGGCCGCAAGAUGGUACGAUCAUAACUCUGGCUGGAAUUUUGUAAAGUGGUAGGCGGGACCAUCAGGAAGUGUCAUCUGCAAACAAGACGUCGGGCAGCUCAAAGUUGUAAAAAUAUCUGCUAAAAAAAUUACAAUACAAAUAUUUCAUUAGAAAACUUACAUGACCCGAUCUCAGUUUGUAGGCACUGAAUAAGCAGUAGAAUGUGCAUUUCACAGUUUUUUUAUUUUUGGAAAUAAAAUUUAAAAAAUACGUACUAUUGUUGUUUAUUUAUUUUAAAUACAUUUUAUUUAGCAUAAUAAUAUUACAAACUGAGCUAAUGGGUCAUGUCAAGAAACUUCUAAUUAAAUAUGUGUAUUGUAAAUUUUAACAAAAACAUUUUAUUAACUUUUUCGUCUGACGUCUCAUUUGUAGGGGGUUUAAACUAAAUCCUUGCAGAUGACACUUUCUGAUGGGCCUGUGUACCACUUCACAAAAUUCCUGCCGGAGGGUACGAUCUUACCAUCUUGCAGCCGCUAGCUCUCAGUCUAUUAGGAGAGAUGUUCUGGAUGUUGUUGAGGUAAAAGGAAUAAAAUAUAUUUAUAGUCCCCCAUUGGACGUGGAGGAAGAGAAAAUGGUACUAGUGCAAAGAGAUCCGGAGAGUUCAUUUGGUCCUUCAUUAAUUAUUUUAUACAUAGAAUACAUAUAAUUUUGCGCCUGGAAUCUAGUGAAGUAAUUUUGAAUUCAUUUCUUAUUUGUAUUGUUAGUGGGGAAGACACCCUGAUCGAUGGUAACUAAAAUGGCGGGCAUUAACAUCACCCAAGUGAAUGUCCAUCGCACCAAGGGAGCAUCGGCUUUGAUCUCCAGGACAUUCAACAAAGACCAAUUAGAGAUCGUACUGAUCCAGGAACCAUGGGCCUAAGGAAACCAGGUAAGAGGACUUGCAUGUAAAGGCGCAAGGGUAAUUUAUCACACUAUAUAGUGAUGAAGUACCCAGAACUUGCAUU